Messenger RNA from Linnemannia hyalina, 1668 nucleotides. Lineage: Eukaryota; Fungi; Mortierellomycota; Mortierellomycetes; Mortierellales; Mortierellaceae. The record is from the annotation of a GenBank genome assembly.
AUGCCCCAUUCAAAACUAGCAAUCCUCAAACACGCCCCAACAGUUUACCGGAAACGCCGCUCCAUCGACCUCCGCAACCGCCACGGCACCCUCCUCGGCCUCGGCGGCCUCUCCAACGACUACUCUCCCUUCCCAACCGCACAACCUCCAGGAACCAGUCCCCUUCAUCACAUCCACGCCCACAACCAUGGUCAUAACCAUACCCAUAGCCGCCCACCGCCUCUCCUCCGUCGCCAGUCAACAACAACCCGUGGCCACAAAUCCUUCAUGGACAUCGACCUCCCCUCCAUCCGCGCCCUCUGUCGUGAACCAUCGAUGAUGGAACUCGACCCGCCCACUACCCUCUUUGCACCCACCCCUUCCCCCGCACACUUCCUUCCGGGGCCUUGGGCUUUCUUUCAAGCUGCUGAGGCGCAACGGGCGCAACGACAGACGCAGAUGGAGUUCCUGACACGGUUACAGGAGUUGAGGGCGAGGGAUGAACAGUGUUUUGUCCAGUUGAUGGCCGGGUUUGCGAAGGAGUGCCCAGUCCAGUUUGCGCAGUUAACUGAGUUUAUGAGGCGGAUGGAGAAUGAGCUUGCCUCUGCUGCUGCUCAGGAGGAGCAGCAGAAUAACCAGAACAGUUUUCUCAAAAACGGUGGUGUCGGUGGUCCUUUCCAACAAGGGCAUCAGCAGCAGCAGAGACGAUACAGUCACACGGGUGUGGGUGCGAGCCAGGACUACUGGGGCCGAGUUCAGGAACAUAGGGAAAGUCGAGGGACCAAGAUGGGACUGCUCGAGUUGGCACAGCUGUUUGGGAACCAGGUUCAGGCCCGGUCCAGUCACGGAGAACGGUUCCACCGUGAUCAGCAGCAGCAACACCUCCAGCAACUUCGACAGCAGUAUGGUGGUUCAUUUUCACAGUUGAUUGACCGUCGUGCAAGUCUUGGAACUAUCGGAACAGGAGGAGGCGCAGGAGGAGGAGCUAGUAAUGGAAAAGGAAGUCGACAUGGUGGUAGGAAUGGUCGUCCGGGCGGUGUCAAUGGUCAGUCACGGUCUGCAUCCAUGCCUGUCCUCCGUCGAGGCAAGACUUUCCAACAACAGCAGCAGGCCAUGCAGCAAUUGACCGCCUACCAACGACAAUUGUACCAGCAUGUCCAACAGGCCUACCAGCAACAGCAACAGCAACAACAGCAGCACUUGGGUUAUCAGAGCCCUUUGGGUAACGGCAGUGCGGGGUUUGUCACAUCGCCGAUUGCUAUCCCGUUGACCCACGAGCUCAUGGAAUACGCAGCAAUGACAGUCGCCAUGUCAACCGGACCCGCAAGCCCCACACACAGCAGCAACAGCAGCAGCGUCAACAACCUCCCUGCCUUAAUCAACAGCCUGUCUUCCUCCCCACCCUCGUCCCUGUCCUCCGCAUCGCCUUCAUCCUCUACAGGGUCUAGGUCCCCGCUGUCACCACCAGCUUACACCAGUCUGAUAGGUCAAUUCCAACAACAACGACAGCAACAGCAGUGUCCGCCUCUGUCUUUACAACAACAAGCCGUCGGUCUUGGUGAGCAGUCAUACUUCUUCCAGAACCAAGACCCUCUCGAGCUAGCGGCGAUUAACAUGCACAUGAAUAUGAACUCUCAAGGAUCCUCGCGUCGUCAACGAUACAAGCCUACCCCUGUCCGCACCCUCUGA